CACGGUCGUCGUCUACGGCGCCGGCGGCAGUCCAGCGGCGGCGCACGGAGUCACGAUGCCGGUCGUCGUCGAGACGAGAUUGUGCCUGCAGUCAAGAUCGCAGGCGACAGUACAAGAAGACCUAACGCAACGUCUUGUGGUUAAAAAAAAAAGCCUACAAUGCUGUUUAAUUAGGGUUUAGUCCAUUCAGUCAUCCACCGAACCCUGCAACCCCAAGCGCCGCCGCUUCCCUCCUUUUUUGUCGCUGGGCCGGCGGGGGCACGCCGGCCAAAUAUUUUAAGCAAAAUCCGGCGGCCGGCGCCUCCUCUCACGCGGUUAUCUAUCCAAAGCUGAAGGUGCGAUGGCCGCCGCCGCCGCCGCCGCGAGCUACUCAUCUACUUCUUGGAGAGUCCGACCCGGCCUAACCCCAUUUCGCUCCCCUCUCCAGCCACACCCGCAGGGACGACUCCAGCGGAUAGCCAUCUUCGCCACCCGCAUCCGCAUCGCAACACCCUCGGCGGCGAUGCAGUCGUCCUCAACGCGGCACAGGCUUGAGGCAGUGAAUCAUGACCAUGAAACAAUACCUGAAAGGCUUGCAGUAGUCACUGGUGGAAACAGAGGGAUUGGCCUAGAAGUGUGCCGCCAGCUUGCCCUCCAAGGUGUGACAGUCAUUCUGACAGCAAGAGACGAGAAAAGGGGGAAAGAUGCUGUUGAGUCCCUUUGCCAUGAAUCUAACCUCUCCAACAUAAUCUUCCAUCAACUUGAUAUCCUAGAUGGUAACAGUCGUGCCUCAUUGGCCCGAUACAUCAACAGUAGAUUUGGAAAGCUUGACAUCUUGGUGAACAAUGCAGGUGUUGGAGGGGUUGCAGUAGACCAGGAUGGCCUGAGAGCUCUCAACAUUGAUCCCAGGGUUUGGCUAUCCGGCAAAGCAGUCAAUCUGAUCCAAUCAGUAAUUGUACAAACAUACGACGAGGCAGUAAAAUGCCUCAACACCAACUAUUAUGGAUUGAAAUGGAUAACAGAAGCUCUCCUGCCGCUACUGAAACAAUCGCCGUCAGGAGCAAGAAUUGUUAACACCACCUCUCUUCGGUCAGAGUUGAAGAGAAUUCCCAAUGAGAAGCUCCGCGACGAGCUGCGCAACAUCGACAUCUGGGACGAAGCACGGAUAGAAGCGAUGCUGAACGAGUUCUUGCUUGACCUGAAGAACGAACGGCUUGAGGAGGCAGGAUGGCCAACAAUGCUGCCGGCUUACAGCAUGUCCAAGACCGUCGUCAACCUCUACACCAGGAUCCUGGCCAAGAGGCACCCGGAGAUGCGCAUCAACUGCGUUCACCCUGGAUUUGUCAACACGGAGAUCAACUGGAAUACAGGGAUCAUCCCUCCUGAAGAAGGCGCGAGAGGUGCGGUCAAGGCAGCUCUGCUCCCUCAGGAUGGACCAACCGGUUGCUACUUUGAUCAAACAGAGUUGGGUGAAGCUUGGUAGUAAAAUAUAGCAUUAUAAAAUUAUUAAGCAUGUUUAAUAAUCAUCCUUCCAUGCUAGCUUAGCGAUCAGAGCUGUGUAAACAUAUACCACUACAUGAUUCAUGGAUGUUUCACAGACUAAAUUUGUUAUGCAAGGAUGCUUAAUAAUCAACCACUUUUGAAUCGUUUUGCAUGGA
This is a messenger RNA of Oryza sativa Japonica Group (Japanese rice), 1637 nucleotides long. RefSeq names its product short-chain dehydrogenase/reductase 2b. Lineage: Eukaryota; Viridiplantae; Streptophyta; Magnoliopsida; Poales; Poaceae. The record is from RefSeq and is a predicted model, not a curated record. Gene Ontology annotation, cellular component: membrane.